Molecule: messenger RNA, 672 nt
Organism: Tremella mesenterica DSM 1558
Lineage: Eukaryota; Fungi; Basidiomycota; Tremellomycetes; Tremellales; Tremellaceae
Exons: 4
Coding region: 1-672 (223 amino acids)
Source: RefSeq, a predicted model, not a curated record
AUGAGAUACCCAGAGGAAGUACCUGUACGUAUGUUUGAUGGCUCGGAAAGUAUCCGUGGUCCCAUAACAAAGUUUGUUGAAAUGGGGAUUCAUGUCUCAGAAGAGGAUGAAGUUCAGAUGAUUCGGUUAGACGUCACCAAGCCAUGUGACGCAGACGUGGUGAUAGGAUGGGAAUGGAUGAAGGAAGAAGGAGUGGUCCUGGAUGUGAGGGAAGAGGUAAUAAGGCUUCCAGGGAGGAAGAAAAAGGAGCGGGAAAAGUUGGAAGCGGGUUUUGGGUUCAAGGAAGGGGAAGUUCUUGGCCCAAGAGAUUCGGCUUUGGAGGACGAACUUAGUGAGGAAGAACAAGAGGAACUGCUGGAUUCUGCUCUGAUGCCUUUCAGGCAAGAGACCUGGAACUUUAUUAGAUUUGAGGCGAACGUAUGGUUUACGUCGUCAUGCGUACUUCUGCGUGCGGUCAACAGCGUAUUAUACGCAGCACGGCGAGAACAGAGCGCAGUUUGUUAUUGUACGGCAAACUAUUUUACGAAACUCGACUUAAUGGGGGCGUACCAAUUACUUCGAAUUGCUGAGGUGUCACGCCUGCGGGUAGACUGCGGUAGCAAAGAACUGCCUUGGGAACUGAGAGGGUUUAGUCUCUGGCUCGUGGACCUUGGUGACUGCCUUAGAUACUGA